Messenger RNA from Rotaria sp. Silwood2, 514 nucleotides. NCBI's taxonomy places the organism in Eukaryota, Metazoa, Rotifera, Eurotatoria, Philodinida, Philodinidae. The record is from the annotation of a GenBank genome assembly.
AAGAAAAUCUUAGUGGAAUUGAUUUUAAUUCAUUUGAUAUUGAUUUAAAUAGAACAGAUAGUUCAAUACCUCGUGUUAUUCAUCAAACAUGGAAAAAUAAUAAUUUAUCAACAUAUCCAAUUAAUAAUUCUCAUUCAGAAUGGAAAAGACUUUAUCCAAAUUAUAAAAUUCGUUUAUGGACAGAUGAAGAUAUUGAUGAAUUAAUAUCUGAAGAUCAUUAUAAAAAUCUAUAUAAUAUUUAUAAAGAAUAUCCAUAUUCAAUUCAACGUGCUGAUUUAAGUCGUUUAAUUAUUCUUCAUAGUCAAGGUGGAAUAUAUGCUGAUUUAGAUGUAUUUCCAUGUUCAAAACAAAUUGAAAAUAUUCGUUUAUCAAAUGCAUCAUUUAUUAUUCCACGUUCAGCAUCAGGUUUAUCAUUAAUAAAUCAUUUUUUAGUUGCACAAAAAUCAUCUCCUAUUAUUAAUUUUAUUCUUGAUGAAAUAGUUCCAUUUAAAUAUUAUAAAAUAAUUUAUAUUAU